Messenger RNA from Helicoverpa zea (corn earworm), 1758 nucleotides. RefSeq lists its product as uncharacterized. The record is from RefSeq and is a predicted model, not a curated record. Lineage: Eukaryota; Metazoa; Arthropoda; Insecta; Lepidoptera; Noctuidae. The transcript has 5 exons. The coding region runs from base 1192 to 1668 and encodes 158 amino acids.
UGUCAGACUUCCCGUCUUUUUACUACCCGUAACGACUGCCAAAGAUGUUCAAAUGACAGCCGGGACCUACAGUUUCUCGUGCUCUCCGAAUCUGUCAAAACCGCAUCAAAAUCAGUUGAACGUAAGAGAAUUGCGAACAAAUAAACACACAUACAGGUUACAGGAACCUCCUUUUAUGAAGUCAGUUAAAAACGUUGUCUUAUUAUAAUAGGAACUUGAUAAAACAAGCCUGCAAACUAAGUAAAGAAUUGAUAAAAUCGUGACCUGGCAACAAAAUUCGUUCAUUUCCCAACAGGAAGAAAUAUAAAUUGUUUAACUUUUUUAGGCGGCGUGUAAACCAAAUUUCCUUUUCUUAAAAUCUGGAGAAUGAACUUGAUAACAAAGGAAUCCUCUUGAGAUAACAUUGAAGGUUUUUAUUUCUUUGUAACUAAUCCGCCUGGUGAUGAAUUUGGGUACAACUCAUUUGUCAAAUGUCAGUUGCGUAAAUUAAUACAAUUUAUUAGGCAUUAUUUUUUUUGUAUUUUAUUGUUUUUUUUUCUUAAAUUUGUAGAGGCUUAUAAGGGAUUUGUUUCUUGUUUAUUAUACAAUUUGUCCCAAUUUUAAAGAUAUUUAAUUAAUGGUGUGGUUGGUCUAUUUGGUUUUCUUCUUGUGGGCUAUAUAGUUUUAAGUAAUUUACAUCAGUUUUUUUUUCAUCCGAUGUAGGUAGGUAGUCAUGGUUUGACAAAAUUAUUAUUUUUGGGGAUAAGACGAGGCCGAAUUUUCUCUGUUUUUUUUUCGCAAAAAUUGCAUAAUAAUAUUGAGAUUUUGUGGAGAUCUAAGGGGGAGGCCUAUGUUCAGCAGUGGACGUCCUAUGGCUGAGAUGAUGAUGAUGAUGAUGAUUGAGAUUUUUCGUGGAUCUUUGGAGCCAAAACAGCAACAAAGCACACCAGAUUAUUAAUACCAGUAUAAUAUUAUGCAAUAUAAUUAGGCUAGGAAUGGUAAAACUCCCUUAAACAUGUCGUUAGUUAAACUUGCGACAAUCGUAGAAAAAGUCGCACAUAUACAAACCAGCCUGAAUUGCAUUGUUUAUUUUCAAUAAUCGCAGCCCGGUUUGUUUUAUGUUGUGAAUCGCAUGCGCAGUUGUCAUUCGAUGUACUAGCGAGUCAAGCAUUCACAAACAGACGUAGUUCUAAUGCUCCAUCGACAAAAAUAAUGUAUUUUGGCCCACAGUUGGCCAUGCUUGUGGUCGCGACGGCACUCUCAAGACUCAGCUACGUCCAAUCCACAGCCGACAAUGAUGAUGACCAGGACUUCCAGGCACCAAGCCACUUGGCAAAGUCUGAUGCUGAGGAGGAACCGGCAGAUGUCUUAGAGCAGCUGCGUAACCACGAACGAGACCUCGAGAGAGACUCAAGAAAGAGAAACGAAAUCGAGAUAAGAGCAGAGAAAUAUGACGACAAAAAUUCCGCAGAAGUAGAAUCAACACGAGCAACAGUGGCUGCCGCAGCGGUCCAACUGCCCACAGAAGAAACCAAGAAGAGGCUGGCCAUCCCGAACGAAGAUGUUGAUAUAGUGGACCGGGAAGAUCAUGUCACACAAUAUCUGGCAGAUCUACUGGUGAACACGGAUAGUGAAAUUACUUUUCUUCAGGCUAGUGAAGUUGAAGAUGAACGAGAACUUCCAGAGUAAGUAGCCUAACAGACUUAAAAAAGUCUCACUUUCUUUCUUAAUAUUAUCAAUGUAUGUAACCCAAAUGUAAUAAAGUAACUUUUGUAUGUA